CCAUCUGCUGUUUAUUGUAACUGUCCAGUAAAGUAUUCGAUAUUUCCAACAGCUUCCCAAUACAGUUUAUUCAUUUCAGCGGCAAUGGCACCCAUGGCUUCAUCUGUUACUACGGAAUACAUAGAUGCACAUUCAAUUCGCCUUCAGAUCCCACCACACCCAGAAGCAUUCGCCUAUAUAUUCGAAUACGCAACAGUGAGCACAAGAUCGGAUGAGUGGUACUACGCGGGUUCAUCAGCAAAUCCGACGGUGACCUUCACGAUCCUUGAUCCCUGCAGGGAUUACAAAUUUAGGGCGAUUGUCGUGCUUCGAAGUUCAGAUCCCGUUGAUCAUUUUGUGAUAUAUAACGAAAAGCCAAUUCGUGUCGAACUUCCACCAUUCGUCCUCGCUUCUGAUCAGAUCUUUGAGGAGCCGCCUAUAUACAAUGCAACAACCGAUUCGUUGAAAAUCUACGUUAGAUGGACGCUACCGAGGGGAUAUUCCGAUUCGGAUAUCUAUGGAUACGAAGCUCCGGCAUUAUACCCUGUACAGUGUCAUGUAUCUGAAGAUGAUCUCCCGCAACCGAAAAUUGAGAUUGUGAAGGCUGGUGGUCGGCUGGUUGUCUUGUUACCGCCGUCUGUCCUCGAGGCUCGAUGUCGUCUAUGGGUAGAAGUUCGAAUGCUACCGAGAUGCGUUCGUCUCGAGCCCUUUAACAUCCAGAAGAAUAUAGAGAUCGAUUGCCGUCGAAACGCGGAUUGGGACAUCUGUAGAGAGAGUAAGUGA
Messenger RNA from Haemonchus placei, 762 nucleotides. Lineage: Eukaryota; Metazoa; Nematoda; Chromadorea; Rhabditida; Trichostrongylidae. The record is from the annotation of a GenBank genome assembly.